Molecule: messenger RNA, 2148 nt
Organism: Stereum hirsutum FP-91666 SS1
Lineage: Eukaryota; Fungi; Basidiomycota; Agaricomycetes; Russulales; Stereaceae
Product: alcohol oxidase
Exons: 13
Coding region: 163-2148 (661 amino acids)
Molecular function (GO): oxidoreductase activity, acting on CH-OH group of donors; flavin adenine dinucleotide binding
Source: RefSeq, a predicted model, not a curated record
CCACGACAGGCGUGCCUUAGCUGCUGCUUGGUAGCAGUGAAGCUAUAAGGCAUAUGUCAGAUAUAUGUGCGAUCAGGAGUACUUGUGAAACGCUGUAGGGUGCUGCCGCAGCCAACCGCCUCCAACGUCGACCGGGACAGACGCAGCAUCAGACUCACAGUCAUGCUGAAGCUCUUUGGAUCCCGCAUCCGGGCGGACGUGAUUCUUGGCAUUCUGUUAUUUCAUUUCCUAUCCUUCUUCGCGUCCGUGACGGCAUUGAGCAUUACUUCACACCCUGCACAAGUAGUCAACAAGACGUUCACCCAUGUCGUCGUUGGAGGAGGAACUGCAGGAUUGGCUGUGGCGAGUCGUCUCGCGGAGGAUUCCCGUUUUUCUGUCCUCGUUAUCGAGGCCGGCCCAGAUGAGCAGAACAACACUAUCAUCAAUGAUCCUGCUCAGACUACGCCCGCCACCAUGAGUUUCAGCUGGCAGUAUCAGACCACCCCGCAGACCGUGGGAGGCAACGUCCUCACAAUAUUCCAAGGGAAGCUUUUAGGAGGCAGUUCUUCUGUGAACGGCAUGCAAUGGACGCGUGCGACGCUGGAUCAAUAUGACUCUUUCGGGCGACUUGGGAACACGGGGUGGGACGCGGAGACCUUGUUCCAGUACAUGCAGAAGUCAGAGGCGUUCAUCCCUCCAUCUCCCGACCAAGUUUCUCUAGGGGCCACGGCUGACCCUUCCGUUCAUGGCACCUCCGGGCCCGUUUCAAUCUCCUAUCCACAACCGUACCUCGCCACCGAGACCUUCGGAGCUUAUAUCGCCUCCAUGAUCUCUGUCUUCUCUUCUUCGCCUCCCCAAUCGUCCUUCUCGAACAAUACGACGGAAGCCUCAUACACCCCACUCAAACAAAUCCUUGACCUCUGUACGGGUGCGCCAUUAGGUCUCGCGCGGUUCUUCUACAGUUUGUUACCUGGAAGAACACAGAUCCCAGGAGGAAAUAGGCGAACGAGUAGUGCGUGGGGUUAUGUAUAUCCGUUCCUGGCAGAGCCUGAGGUCAAAGAGGGCUUGACGAUUUUGGCGGGUCAUCAGUCGACGGGUAUUGUAUGGUCCUCGGGAGGAAAUCAGAGUGUAGCGACGGCUACGGGUGUCAAGCUCGUUGCCACGCCUGCUUCGACUAUCAUUGGGGAUCCUCUCGCGAAUGAGUUCACAGUCGCUGUGAGCGGGGAGGUCAUAGUUGCUGCUGGAGCUCUCGGCAGCCCUCAUUUCUUAGAACUGAGCGGAAUUGGCAAUAAAACGAUCCUGGAACAAGCUGGUAUACCCGUCAAGGUUAACCUCCCGUCUGUCGGCACAAACCUGCAAGAUCAGCCUCUCACAAUCUCCUUCUACGCCAUCAAACCUACCCUACCAUCUAUCUUCAAUGAUACUACCAAUGAAAUUGGCGACGGCUCCGUAGGCUACCUCUCACUCUCCCAUAUAAUCGGCUCCGACGCUGCUGCGAUCGCCGCUGAGGAAUUGUUAGCGAGCGUGACACAAAGGGCAGAAGAGAUCGUCGGUAUGGGUGGGUUUUCGAGUGUCGCCGGGAUGGAGAAGGUGUUGAAGGAACAGGCGCAGGCGAUUGCGAGGAGCGAGACGCCGGUGAUUGAGAUGUCGUUCGCCACGAACUUGAUCCAAGGAGCUUUUGGCCACCAGAUCUGGAAUCUACUACCACAGUCACGAGGAACGGUCCAUCUUCAAUCCUCCUCGCCGUUCGUUCUUCCCCAAGUCAACCCUAACUACCUCAUCACCCCCUUUGACCUCUCCCUACACGUCAACGCCACAAAGCUUUCCCGUCAAAUCUUCGCCACAUCACCGCUAUCCGAACUCGUCGAAGCCGAACUCUCUCCAGGCCUCGUCGCGGUCCCACCAAAUGCCUCUGAUGCGACGUGGCAGAGCUUUGUGGAGAGCGGAGUGACGAGCGUUCAACAUCCAGCGGGAACUGUGCCUAUGCUGCCGAGAGAGGAUGGUGGGAGUGUAGAUGCGAGGUUGAAAGUUUAUGGGACGGGGAAUGUUAGGGUUGUUGAUUCUUCGAUCAUCCCCGUACAAAUCAGUGCUCACUUGAGUGCCACGGUAUACGGCAUAGCGGAAAAGGCAGCAGAUAUGAUCAAGGAGGACUUCUUAGACGGCGCCUGA